Xyrichtys novacula (pearly razorfish) is the source of this 31708-nucleotide messenger RNA. Lineage: Eukaryota; Metazoa; Chordata; Actinopteri; Labriformes; Labridae. The record is from the annotation of a GenBank genome assembly.
GGUUAACCUCGCCUUCACCCUGACCAUGUGACCACAGCAGAGUAAACAGUGAUAAAACCAUUUUCACCAGGGCAGCAUGUGUAAGAAUAACCUACUGGGAAUCACCGCAGCCGAGCGUGGAGGAAAACACAUGAGUGAACUUCAGGUUUUCAGCUCCUGUCACUGCUUUCUGUUUUCUGUUUCUAUGGCCUCACGCUGCUCUCUCUGUCUCCUCUCAGUUUGUGGUUUUAGUUUCUAGAGUUCAGUUCUGAAUUUAAAAACUUGUAUAUAUAAACUGGAGUCAAAACUUCAACCGGGACACUUUAUUGGUCUGCCACCCACGUUUGUGGGACCGAAGAGCAGCAUAAAGACCAGGACCAGGACUGAACCUGAGAUAAUGCUCCUGAACCUUAGCAGAGGCUGUGCUGGUGAAAAGUUAAAGUAAUUAAGAAUGAGUAGCUGUUGUGUAUAUGUACGGUGUUCCACAGGGUUCUUAUCUGGGACCCUGGUCCAUUACAGUGGGUGGAUAAAAAGAUGGAUGGAAAAGUAGAUAUAGGAGGGGUAGAUAGAUGGAAAGGUGGAAGGAAGUGGAUAAAAAGGGUAAGUUAAGGGAUGGAUAAUGGAUGGAUAGAUGAAUGGAUAAACGGAUGUAAUAAUAUGCAGUAGAUGGAAGGAUAAGUUAAGGAAUGAUGGAUGAAUUUUUAACUAAAUAGUUUGUCGAAUGGAUGGAUGGAUGAUGGAUGAUGGAUGGAUAGAUAGAUGGAAAGGUGGAGGGAUGGAUUAAUAGAUUAACAGAUAGAUAGAUGAAUGGAUGAUAGAUGGAUAAAAGGGAUGGAUGAACGAAAUGAUCAGUAUCUGAUUGGUCGGUAGAUAAACAAUGGAAGGACGGAUUAAUAGAUGGAUGGAUAAAUGAAUUGGCUAAUAAGUGUGUAAAAAGAUGAAUACAUGGAUGGAUGGAUGGAUGGGUAGCUGGAACCCCUGUCCAGAAGGGAUUUUUUAAAAAUUUAUCUUUACCUGGAAAUAUUUCUGUCUCUUCUGUCAGCUUUCGGAAACUUUUAUUCUCUUUCUGUUUUCCAGGAGUUUCUCUGAAAAAGACAAAUUACUCCAGUGGACUCACCACAGCCUGACCUCUAAUUGGCUCGCUGCCCAAGUUAACGAGGCCAAACCGACGUACAGCUGAGGACUAAACUCGGUAGCCCACUCCUGCCCUUCAGACACCACAAUUUCUGUACUUGAAGCUAAUUUGGUUCAAACUUGUGCAAUUAACGAGUAAUUGCUGCGUCCAUGUGUGGCGUUCCACAUGGUUCACAUCUGGGGCCCAGGUUUGUUUUGUUGCACAUGUGUGAAAAAGAUCUUUUCCAUUCUAAACACACUUUCUCUUUCUGUUUUUCUGAGUUUAAGAGAAUCUGACACCCCGACACUCCUACUCUGAAACAGCUGGCAAGGCCGAGAAAACACUCUUAAUCAGCGACUACGCUCCAAUUAUGUAUUUCUGGCGUGUUCUUAAAAACGGCUUUAGGUUGCUGCAGCCUAAAUUCGUCUGUUCUUGGCUUGAAGGAGCAAAACAAACGGAAGUGUGUUUCCCAACCACACACACACACACACACACACACACACACACACACACACACACACACACACACACACACACACACACACACACACACACACACACACAUGCAUAUGCCCACAUGUUGCUAUAGGGAGAGACCUUAGCAGAGGCUUGGAGCUCAAACUCGCCACAUUUAAUUAUAGUGUCUAUUUCCGCUUUUAAAAAGAGGAAUUCUGAAUGGAUUUGCCAUCUUUGUUUCUGACUUAUUUCUCUUUUUGGUGCUAAAAAAAAACAUGCUCUGUCUUCUUAAACAGAAGUCGGUUAUUUAACUGUUUGAAAGUGAAAGAGUUAGCGCAGAAUAGCAGUAUUGAAACAAACUGUAACACCUCACUAUUGUUUGGCUUUUCUGCUGCAUGUCAAUCCUGUUUUCUCUCCUUUCCUGAGUGCUUUGUAUCUGGGCAGUAAACUAAUCUCUUUUCAGUCCAUCUCCACCACACAGAGGCUCCUUAUUCGAUUACUAAAUCUUAUUUUUUUUCCACAAAUCCACUGAAUUAGUCCGCCAGCAGGGUGAGGUUAUUUCAUUUUGCUGCACAGAUGCCUCAAUCACUGAGGUCUCCAUCUAAUUAGUAGCAAAUUCAUGUCACUGGAUUUUUGUGGGAAGUUAAUUUGCAUUGGUAAUAAGUGUGAUUAUCACACCCCCGCUGGCAGGGUUUCACUUGUCCUGAGAAAAGGAGGAUUUUAAGACUUAAUACAAGAUUAAAUGAGCUCUCAAAGUGGACUGAAUCCAAGGGGAAACAUGUCUCCUGGGGUUCAGGAUCUUAAUGUGUCAGUAGGAUAAUCCCCCCCCCCCCCCUCAGAGCAUCUGCUGGGGGAUGUUUUCUCUUUAUUAUCCCCUCGAGAUUCAGCAUACAUGACAUGUUCCUUUGUUUACCAUAAGUGGUGGUCUGUACAAACAUUUCGAAUGAGCAACAGAAGAGUUUAGCACUCAAGGAAACAUUACAGCCCUUCAUGAAUGAACAUUGAACUCAGAGGAUACAGAGCUGUGGGCUACUCUUACCCCUGCACAAGGAGACAUACCACACAUUAUUUCAGACAACAUAAAGGAAUCUUACCUUUACAGAUGUUGAAGGUAACCAGAAGUCAAAAUAACAGAAGCCUGAUGAGUGAAAGUCUGAGUGUGAAUGUUGUAGAAAAUGAGGUGGAGACUUGACAAGAGGAGGGAGGAACAGAGAGAAAGAGAGAGAGAGAGAGCAUGAUACUUGCACUUUGCCCUCUGUUGGACUGCAGAGUGACAGCAGGCCUCUCUCCUGUGCAUGUGACAAUGAAAAAAACAAACCAUAACAGCUUCUAUAAAGUCUUCUUUUAAAUGAGUUUAACUCUUAUUAGAUCAAAUAUCUUUAUCUUUGUGAAAUCCUGGAAGAAUCUGGCGAACUACAAUGUCGGGUAAAGCAGGAGAGUGGUGUUGUUUAUGGCACAGUCUCUUAUAAGAUCGAGAGAGUCAUCAUACAGGGUCAUAAAAUUGAUUAUUAUAUAACUGUUCUUACCAGCUGCUUUGGAAUGUUACUAAAACAUGUACUUGUCUAUUGUACCAAAGUAUAUCAGUGUAUUUUGUAUUUCCAAGAAUAUUUGAAGAAUAUUUGUACUUUAGUUUGCAUUUGUAGGUCAUAGAGAGACACCAAUAUUAAUUUCAGUCUGUUUUUAUCACCAGCUGAAAAAUCCUCACAGGGGGCUUUAAACACACAUUUGAAAGGUCAAAAAACUAAUCAGGGAUUUUGACCUCAUUCAGUUUCCUUACACCUGUCCUUCUUAAAGUGCUGCAAGUUUGACUGAAUCAAAUCUUUUUUUAAGUAGAUACAGCAAAUCAAAUCAUCAGUGCUCUUCUGUCUCACCCACCUUGUUAUUCAGUGUCGUGCAGUCAGCGUCGCUCCUCCGCUCAUUCAUGGGUGGAAUCAAACUCCACUGAUUGGUCUCUGGCCUGUAACGCUCAGCAGUAUCGAGUAUUGUAUGACCAUCAAACCCUCCUAAGGCAUAGAUCCACCCAUCCAGCACAGUAACACUAACAAAGCCCCUUCGGCAGUACAUCGGCGCUACUUCAUGCCAGGUAUAUGUGCUCAAGUCCCACCGGCGAACGCUGUUGAAAUGCUCCAACCGGUAUAAUCCACCGACACAGUAGACACUUCCAUUGAGGUAGGCUAUGCCAUGAAAGGAUCGAGGAUGCUCUGAAUUGUCUGUAAAAUUGUGCCAGUGGUUGGCUCGGACAUCGUACGCCUCGAUUCCAUUGGUCGGACCAUCACCGCUCCAGCCCCCUAUAGCCAACAGGAUGGCGGGAGGCAGGCGAGGGCAGAUAUAGGGGUUAAAGAAAUCAGGGGGUCCACUCUCAGUGAUUUGUGCCAAGCCACGAAGCUCCUGCAUGCAGUGAGCGUUGUUUCUCACUAGCUCAUUGGGCAUGACACAGCUGAUGAUGUACUCCACACUCGUCAAAGACAGACGGACCUACACAGACAAAAUGAGAAAUUGUCAACUGAAAUGUGAUUUCUAAUAGAUGAGGGAUUGAUCUCACAUUACCUUGGAUUUGGAUGUUUGAGUGCACAUGACUUAGGAACCUGUAUGUUUUCCAUUUUAUAUGCAGCAUGAAACACUUUCUAAUACAGAUGCAGGAGCAGAUUUCAUUUGUUCCACAUCCAUGGCUGCCACAGUGGCUGUGUUUGAUAGUUGGUUUACGAUAUCUGACAUUAUUUCUGUGUCUGAUCACCAUGUCGACUUUGCACAUUCUUAAAAAAUUUACAGGACACAGGCGGGAGAGGAAGUAUGCACAUAAAUGAGGGGGAGCAGUGUAGAUAUAAGGAUGUGACAGUCAACACAGCAGGAGGAACAACAGUGACAGGACAUGUUUCAGAGAGACUUGAAUAUCAAGUCUCCAAAUCUGCACAAUGUGUCGCUAACAUCCCAGUCAAAACAGCUGGAUAAGAGAUCGGUUCAAUUUAUGUUUAAAAAUAUAUUAACAGUGACUUCCUCUGUGACUUCUGCUAUGUCAUUUUUACAUCCCUGAAUCUGAUGGUUGCAUACAACCUGAGCUCUGCUGUGCCCUCUAACAUAUCCUGCUUUAACAUGCUGAGUGCAAUGCUAAGUGUCAAUUAGUGCACAGUUAAUUUCAUAAUGCAGUCAGUUGUGUAUGCAAAGCUAAAAAAAGCAAGUAUAUCUUCAUAAAGGAUGCCUGGAGAGAAACCAGGAAGAGAUUUCUUUGAAAAAAAAAAAAAGAGCUGUGGGAUAGUCUGCGAGUUGGCAGGUUUGGGACAGCCUCUAAAACUUCAAAGAAGAAACUUGAGAUGUACCCAGAGUCUCAAAGGUGCUAACACCUUCUCCAUGUUAGAUAAGGUUGUGGCUGUCCUGACUUGAUUCAGGAAAUCUGAGGCCAGGAAAUGAUAGAGGCCGGGUAGAGCUGCCACAAACAUAAAACACAAACCUGCAGAUUUGUUUCGGGGCUAAUUUAACUGCUGUAAAAAUGCCCUAAUACCUACUGGACUUUUAGGGUACAGUGUUUAGGCUUUAAUGGUACCUAGCCAUCAGAUUCUGGAUUUAAAUGCUCCCUUGCUCACCCCGUCCAUUGGUGAAGUGAUGGUGGCUUUCAAGGACAAGAAGCCCUUGUGAUGCAUAAUUAUGAUCCAUCAUUUGUUCAGUUUUUCCCUCAAAAACAAGUUCUUUUGCUCAUAAUUACAACCACCAAAAUGCAAUGGUAGUAGUUUUUUCAUUCUGUGUGGUUAUGGGAACCCCCCAAGGCCUACUUACCUUUGGCAAAAGUACACUGAUGUGCUCUUCCCGUUCUCCCUGUCUGUGGUUAAUCCAGUGAACAACAGCCUCAAACGUGGUCUUCUCAUGUUUCACAUUGAGUUCGUCUUUCUCCAGGAAGUCUGCAAGCUCCUGCAGAGACAGCUCCAGGAACUCCUCGUGGGAAGCUACCUCCUCAAAGUGAUCAGUGAUGUAGCGAUAAGCCUUCUCCUCCAGUCCAUAGCAGAGGAUGAUUUUGGUUAACUGCCAGAUGCCGAUGCAGUUCUCUGGAGAAAGCUCUUUUUCCAGGAAGCCACAGCAGGCUUUUACAAUAUCCAUAAUGUUGAACUGAUCGGCAGCGACCAAAAGCUCCUGGACAUUGUCACUGGUCACACACACUGAGCCAGUGUAGGCAAACUCAAUAAUGAGCUGCAUCAUGGCAGGAGAAAGGCCAGGUAUGUCGAACACUCUUUGGUCAGAGGCAGACCAGUUUGUGAACAGGGCUCUGUGGGACAUUUUAAAACAGAUGAAACACACCCGACCAAAUUACAUGGAGGGUUUUCAAAUGCAUGACACUGCAGGGCAAAUAUCAAUCUAAAAUACAUAAGUACUCUGAAGCCCACACUGAGUAUCAGGAUACAAUGCAACCCUGUGUUUUUAUGUACAACCUCUAUACUACCCUUUAUAGUUCACUUUAUUUUGCAGUAUGCAUGUAAGAAAUCAACUUACUUAACCAUAACUUAUGAAAAAGAAACAAUGAAUUAAAUGCUCAUUUUAUGCAUUACUCUUUGUACACCCUGACUUACAAUAUAAAUGAAAAAAAAAACACAAUUUUGACUAAAAAUAUAUGCAGUUCUAGUUUUGCUUCCCAAAGUCUUUUCUAAACAGUUCAUCAGCUGCCACAAUUAAUUUCAGGCAUGGUCUUUUGUGUGUUAAAUAAUUAAAAGUGCUGUGCUUUUGAAUUAGGUCACCAGCAUGGAGUCAAAUUCAGCUUUAUGAGUAAUAUCAUUGAAAUUACUAUUUUCAAACCGAUCAACACACCCCAAAAUUUUAUUUUGUGUCAGCAUCAUAAAAGUUAACUUUUUUAUUUCUACACAAAAACUUUUACCAAAGCAGACAUGUGACUGUACUCAGACAGACAGGAAACGUGCAUCAUCGGUUCUCUUUUUAGGUUAAUUUUGUAGUUUUAAAUAUUCCGUUUCCAGGUGUCCAUCCGGGAUUUUGUUUUUCUGCUAAUUUGAAAUCAUCAAUCUAUUCGUCGGGACAUUUGAAAUCAGAGAGUGAACUUACCGAAAGUAGUUACUACAACCACAGAGAAGAGUUUUGUGGAUAUUAAACUCCACAUGCUGAACUCUGAGGACUGCGUCACGAAGGGCCCCAUCCAGACGAAUUUCGUUAAAUAGGGAGUAAGGCAGCAUGUCUCUGUCGCUCAUUUUGAUGGUUUUGUCUAAGCCUCUAUUCUCAGAUGUUGACUGUUGGUUGGUCUUAAAUGAGACUGAUUGUUUGAGAUGAUGCUUUGACUACUAGGAAUUCAAACAGUGACAAUUCUCUUUGAAUGGCAGGUCCUCAUAACACCUGUUGUUGCCACGGUGAUGGCUACAGCCUCUGUUUAUGAGGCUGAACUAGAACCCCAAACACAGCCCCAGUGAAACCAUAAAUGACUCAUUUUCAGGACACUGUAACAUCACACUAACUUAUUGCAGGUAGAAAUUUAUUUGGACCCUUUAGCUGACUGAGGAAGUUGAGAACAACAUUGUAUCACACCUGUGUCCGUGAAUAAAUUGUUGCUGGCAGGACCCACAAAGUUAGUUUCAGGGCCCCUCAGUUCUUAAGGGAGAGUGGGGUAAGUUGAGCCACCUUCUGUUGCUUGGAAAUGGUGAAAGAAAUUGAUCAUGUGACCAAAUAUUUAGGAGAUGGGUAUCAAUUGUUUGGGCGACUUCAGAAUAUCAAAUUUUUCACCAGGCCCGGUCGUCCUGCCAAAUUUCAUGAGUUUUCGCCAAUGGGAAGUGGGCCAUUUUCCAGUUUAAAGGCAAGGAAAAAUUUAGAAAGAAGAAUCCAUCAGGAACAAGAGGGCAGCUACUUAGCAGCUUCAUCCUGCUUAGCAGCUACGCUCGGGCCCUAAAGACGUCCCCAUAUCUUACUGGUCUCCAUUGUGAUACGGCCGUUUCCCCACUAGGUGGCAUUAGAAGACGAGCUACAGUUACUACAACCUUUCUUAUUCUCUGAAAAUGUUUAAUUUCUCCCCUAAUUGUGUAAAAGUUUCACUGUAUACAUUUACAUUAAAGUAAAUUAGAAAAUCCCUCUAAAACUUUCCUAGUUUGUAAAAAUUACUUCGUAAAUGUGACCGUUAGAGCAAAGUAGACAAGACAUGAACUGCGGUUGUUGUUGCGUUCAGGUGCUUAUUUUCGUUCGUUCAUCUGGCUUUCUGUCAUAGAACGACAUUGGUAUUUUAUUGUAGUGGCGUACAGACUAGAAGUUAUUUUCUUAAUAUAUCAAUUACAGUUGCACUCCACUCAUUGUAAGCAAUACUGUAAAACCUUUUCUGUUCUAUCAUAUUGUAAACAGUAUUUUUACUUUACCUCCUGUAGUAAACAGUAAAGGAAAUAAAACUGAUUUGCUUUUUACUGGAAUGCUUUUGAAUGAGAACAUUACAUAUAGCUAUACAGUUCCCAACCAAGAAAUUUAGAGUAAAAACGAUCCUUCAGCAACGACAACAAGUAUAACAAAAGCUAAAGACAGUGAAGCCAAAAUAAAAUGGAGGUAAAGGAGAAGAGAUGACUGAUGGCAUCAUUAUAAUAGCUUGUGAACUGAAAACAAGUGUUAUUCUUUGACAGAAUAAUUUCAUUUUGAGUCAGAUUUCCAGUAAUUUGGUUAAGUUAAUGUGCAAAGAACGAUGUGUUGUGUUUUGUAGGUUUGAGUUUGUGUUAAGAAAAGUAUCUGAAGUAUGGAUAAGCACUUGUUAGCGAUUGAAAAAACUGCAAUGUAAGGGUGGGUUUGUUGUUUGUUGAUUCCUAACUUUUAAUUUUUACUUUUCACCCAGCUCUACAAAUUCCGAGCUUCUGCUGGCACAUGAAGGCGUCAUAAUUCAUAUCCAAUGAGACCCCGCCCUGGCCACCGUGUACCGCUGACCACCGUCACACUCAUCUGUCUACACGGCAGCAGCAGCAGCAGCAGCAGCGGUCGCGCCUACUCUCGCUAGCUUCCAUGACGACCGACUAGAAAGGCAUUUUCUCAUGUCGACCCGCCGGUUAGCUCCUGUUAGCGGGCUAACGGGCGCAUUACGAAACGGGAUAAUGUAGCAGGACAACUCUUCGGACGAACCGCGUCGUGUACCGAGAAUGUUAAGCUUGUGCGGAGCCGUUAAAGGAGGGAGUAGAGCGGCGUAACUAGCUAACGGCUGCGAGCUAGCGGAGGAGGCUAAGCGUUCACCUGCAGGGGCUGUUCGUGCUAAAGCUAACAGGAUGGAAAGUGUGAAGGAAAGCGGCUCAACUCCGUCUACGCCACUCGAUUCUGGCGGUGAGAGUGUUCCGGUGAAGUCGGGAGGGUUAACUCCUCCUCUGUCUGCGGGGAAAAGACCCUCAAUCGGGGAGGAUGACGGCGGGGGAGCCGAGGCGAAACUCUUCGGGAAAGGACUGGCAGCCACCUCCCUUCUUCAGAUCGCGAUCAGGAAUGGGAUCUAUCAAAACCAAGUUGCCAACGCGAUCGGCGGGGCGGCCAAAAACACCAACAUCCCCGCCGUGAAAACAGCCAACAUUUACAGCCUGACAUCCGCCAACAGCAACACUUGUGUCAACUCUUUACUGAGCCGGAGGAGACACAGACACAAGAGGAAUCUGUCUCUGGGGGCUCCGCCGACCAGCAGCAGCAGCACGUCCGCCGGCGUGUCCUCUGCGGAGGCUUCCAGCCCCGCUCCCUCCGCCUCACCCCUCAGCACCCUCAGCCUGGACAGGAGGACUUUCCUCCGGCAGAAACAGUCCAAGCAGCUCCAGGCCUCGGAUAAGACAUGGGUGAGAUCGGACCUGCGGCGGGGCUGCAUUCACGUCCACGACUGGCUCACGCCCUCUUACCCGCGGCCGGUGCUGUGCACGGUGGACACUACUGCUCAAGAGGUGGCGUGUAAGCUGGAGGGGAGCAAGGCUGGAGCUGUGCUGAGAAUUAACUACAAAACUGCUGCUUUAGUGGAUUUGAAUGAUAGCUGUAAUGGACAGAGUGAUGAGACUGAGAGUCUCAGUGACAGUGUGGAUGUCAAACACCCCAAACCAGACGAGAAUGAUGAAACUAAAUCCUUCUACCCUGAUGCUAAACUCUCCUCUAACUUGUUGGAUGAUAAAACCGCCAGUAACUCUUCAUCUGAGGUGUAUCUGAAUGACAUCGGCGUGGAUUUGAGCCCGAGUGUUGCAGACUGCUAUGGAGUCUACUCCGGUUCAGACAUGGAGAGCAGCACCUGUGAGGACUUCAGCCCAAGUGGACCCAGAAGCACAGAGCUCCGGGAUUCCCUCAGCGAAGGUCUGGGAGUGGGGACCGACUCUUCAGCGCUGAGCCCAAACUGUGACAGUGCCACAGAGGGACCCGAUCCGUUUGAGAGCUCCUCAGAUGAGGUGGAGCUCACCUCUUCUCCAACACAUUCAAAUGGAAACUCUGCAGCAGACAAGCCCGACCCGGACCUGAGCGGUGCCUCCAGCCAAGCUACAACCAACCUGGAUGAUCCUGGAGCUGGAGGCGCAGGUGAUAAUGCAGAGAGCCCCAAAUUAAUCAGACCUGCCUCCAAAUGCCCCAGCAGCUCCCAGACUCGCCCCCUGACCAGCCAAGCAUCUGUGCAGCCUGACCCGGACAUCUCAGGGGGGAGCAAAGCCUGGCCCGACCCCAUCAAUACCAGUCCGACCCCUGCUCUCUUCAUCCAGCUGCACGGAGGCGCUGUGAGGCGGCUGAGGGAUGAGGAGAGGCCUCUGCAGAUAUUGAACGAGUACCUGACUAACCUGGGGUUCGAAGAUCCCUGGAGAGUGCAGACGGAGGGGAUGAAUCCUGAAAUCGGCUGCCUGAUACGCUUCUACUUUGGUGAGUGUCUACACUGUCUAACUUGGGAUUUGUGAUUGUAAAUGAAGGAUACUGAAGGAUAAAACAGCUGCACUGAAAAUCCACAUUUCUCUUCUAUUGAUUUUGCAUUCAUAGGACUGAAAGGUCAAGCGAUAAAGCGGUCUUCUUUGAGGGGGAUUGGGGUUAAUUUUCGCCAACAGUGCAGGAUUUUAAACAUUCUUACACUCUGAACAGAUAAAACAGAUCAAUAGUCAUGACAGUCAGUUUGUGUGCAGUUUCUUCUUUUUGUUUGCACAGAAAGCAAACAUUGGUGAACACGCCCAUUUCCGGCUGCAAGCAUUUUUAACAUACCAUUGAAGAAAGUGAAUGAUUCCUGUACAGGAGAGAAAACAAACUUGUACCUGAGGGGCAGGAAAGAAAGAAAAAAGACACUGAACUCACGUUAUCGUACAAAAAUGAGUAAAUUCUGGCCAAAACAGGUCACAUGACUGAGGUAAUAUGGAAGUUAGUGGUAGAUCAUCUCCAAGAGUGCUCAAGAGGACUUUUUAAAGCAGAGUCCUACAUUUUUAGGGUCUUCAGGGUUUUUAGGGUCCGAUUACCGAUUAAUUGGCCGAUUUUUACAUUUUUUCACUAAGUUAUAAAAUAUAUAUAUAUACUGUAGAUUGUAGAUAUACUGUAGGCUACUGCUCUUCACGCUGACAGGAAGACCGACUGAUCAAACUCGGACCAGAAAAGCGUUUUCAACUGAAACCUUAUCUUAUUCUCCGCAUUUUAUUUCUGAGAAUAUUGGCGAAAAUCGGCGAGUUUUGGACGAUUACCGAUUAGUCUCAAACGGGCUAAAAUUGGCCGAUUUAGGCCCUAGACCGCACGCACUGACACCUGAAUCACUUGGUGAACGAAUCACACAUUGAACUACACUCUCUGGAAUCAUUUUUGUCGGACAAAACUAUCAACGAAUCUCUCACUGAGCCCAUUUUACUGAGCAGACCUGAUAAGUAACAUACCAUAGGACACUUUAAACAUCAUGACUUGUAAACAUGAUCACCUGAUUAUAGUGAUUCAGUACAUCUAAAAAAACUGCCGUACCCAUCACUAGUUUGUAGUUGCUUUGUUUGUUUUCUUCAAUUUGGUCGAAGUCUAUUCACUCAGCUACCAAAGGUGAAAUGUGUAGAUUCUCUCAUUUAAGAAAACUGAGUGAUAGUAGAAAUGGUACUAUUUGUUUUUUUCUGUGCUCCAAAUAAUAAAUCCAAACAGGAAAAUAUAAACAGAUUAAACAGAAACUGUGUCAGUUAGGCUUCAGUCAUUCGCAGGUGAUCCAGAAUAAGGAUUGCUCUGCACCUUGGCGGUCUGAGAGCCACCUGCUUGUUCCACCAGCAUGCCUCUUUAGCUCCGCUCACUCAUUGUUCAUCCAUUCUCAGUGUACCGUGAGCGCUGUCUUUGUGUUUGCUCAGUCGGACUGUUAAUCGAGUGUGUUCAGUUUCCCUGCCGGGACAAUAACCAGCCUGUAAACACUCAACCCCUCUGUGUACAGGCCUGUAGGGAGACACAUCUGGAGGUAACAGGUGUGAUCUUUCGGCCACACCGCUCACUGAAAACCGUGGAUCCUGUGUCUGUUCCUGUUAUACUGCUGCUGUUGUUGUUUUUAUGAUAGUCGUUUGUUAUUGAUAAAGAUCCUUUUUUAAGAGGAUGGAGAAUCAGACAUGAUCUCUUAUGGGAUUAACACUAGUCUCUGUUUUUGACCCUGUUUUUAAUACCAUCAACAAAGACGGCUGCGGGGGGGUAAAGGGUCCUGAUGGAGGAAGACGGGGAAAAACAUCCUCACCAACAUGAACUUUUUCUUCUUUUAUUUCCACCUAGUUAAGGGUCCUCUGAAUCCUCUUAUGUCCAAGACCUCUGUGUUUUCCUGUCGGGUUUUUUGUUUUCUCAACUCUUCAGCUGUUCACUUAACUUAAAUAGAAGAGUACAGACACCAGUAAACAAAAGAAGAAGAUCCAAUCUGAUCAAUCUAAUACUGGAAGAGUUAGCCUUAAUGCAGUGAUCUGAUCAGUAGAUUUUAAGUUCCUCUCUCUUUUAUUUUGUACCAAAAAAUAUCUCAACUACACAAAUUUUACCAGGAUGCUCAAAACUGCCUUUUUUUGUCCGCCCUAUCCGACACGGAGGGUUUUGCGAAAUCCCCUCAGUUCUUUUCACAUCCACCCUUGGCUCCCACAGCGACAUGACAGAAGAACAAAGCGUGACGUCGAGUCAGGCCCCUGAAGGCAGGGGCCCCUCCAGCGACUGCAGACAAACAACACAGCCGAGAAACAAGCGCCGAGGGGCGAAUGUGACAGGGAAGUGGAAGUCCUGUUGCGUAAUAGGAAACAGUAACAAGAGAAAUCAAAGUGAUAGAGAAAUAAGAAAUAAUCCACAGAUUCAUCAUCAGGGUUUGAACCCGAGGAGCUGUCAGGGACAACGGCAAGGGGUUUGACACACGAGGGGCUUCAGGAAGUUCAGAGGACCCAUCAGCAAACAUGCACAACAACAUAGGUGAAAGGCUCCGAUCUUAAUAAGUUUCCAGUCCAUUAUUUUACUGCUUACAAGUGAGAAACCCCACUGUAGCAGCAGCAGCGUAAAAAAACUCUGAAUAUAUGACUGAAGGACAGUGGAGGACUACGAGGAUAUUCUAGCUCUUAGACUCCAGAUCACCCCCUCUUACUGAGGACCUUUGAGAACAAGAAGCUCCUGUGUUGCAGAAGAAGUUUGAUCCUCUGUUUGUCAAGUUGUUUACCACCAAAAACUUUUAUCAGUACGAAUUUUUGUGGCAUAACAACAACCACUUUCUCUCUCAUUUCGACUAGACUUGGAAAAAAAAAAACAUUUUUUUUUUGUAGAGACAUGUUUGUGUAAGAUGACCUCCUCUAUGGAGAUAUGUGGAAAUAAAAAGCUCAUUCUAUGUUAGCAAAAACAAAAAAAUGUUUAUAUUCUGGUUAUAAAAUGAUUAUUUUAAAUUGUGGAUAGUUAUAUUCCAGUUCUACUCGGUUUGUUCAGCUAAAUGCUUCUGUCUACUACCCACACUUUAAACUUGUAGAUGACGCUCAGGUGUGAUUGGAUGUAAACUUUAACUCAGUGGGUUUAAAGGGUUUCAGUUUCCCAGUUCAGACUGUACAUGAUGGCGCCAAAAAGAAUCAAAUCAUCUCAGUUUUGGAUUGUGAUGAUGAUGGUUUUGGACUUUGAGUUUCAGUUUGAUCUCCGGGCAUGAAAACGUAUCCUAACAAGUGCUGUGUUUAGAUACCGUCUUUGAAUUUGCAUGGGUGACUGCGGCACAUGCAAAUAUAACAACUCAUACAAAUGAAACAGGGAAAACUGAGUUAACCAUCCUUCUAAAUGUGAUCGUAUUUUUAAAGUCAGGUUUUAAACGUUAUCCGUCACCCCGUACUGUCCUGCCCUCUCUCUCUCCCUCUCUCUGUGUGCAGAAUGAAGAGUUUGCUUAUGUUGAUUUUUACAGUCAAGCCAAAGAAGUUUGACUCAGCAUUAUCCCUGUGGCACAAUGCACACGGCCAAGUAUACUCUUUCUUUUUUCACACACACACACACACAUAGACACACACUCUCUCACUCUGCUGACAGAAAGAGAAAGUGACCUCAGUGGAACUCAGAUUUCACCUCCUCAGUGUUUCAGAUCAGCCUGAGACAGAUGCAAAGCCGCAGUAUCCAGAGGUCACUCCUUCACUUCACAAGGUUAAACACACACUUUGUAAAUGUGUCGGAUUCCUGCGAACAAAAGUCACCGAAUACCUUCUCUGCUCAUCUCCAUAAAUACCUGCAGGCCGUCUUAUUUCGUCUUAUUGCUUCAGAUCGAGCAGAAAUCCUAAAAACAGCCUCAGGAAAACUCUUGUAACUCAUAAGAAAGAGACGGGAGAGAGUGGAUGCCAGAAACUUUGUACGCCAAGCUUGUCAGGCACAAGAUGCAGCAGAAAUAGUCAAAUCAUAGCGCCAGCAGGAAAUGGCUAUUGGCAACUUGAUGAGAGACAGGAUGUUCCCCAUUCAGAGAGACAGGCGGAAGGAAAGGGCAUGUAUGCUGCAUGUGUAUACGAACAUGCUAUAUCUCGCCUGCAACGCCCAGGGAAGGGUGGACCCUCACAAAACACACAUUCGACUUUAUCUUUGAGUUUGUGUUAAAAUCACGAGUUAUACGAUAAGUUCUGAAGCUGUAGGCAGUGAGUGAGUAACUCUGAGUCAGGGUGUAAUCGCGUGGAUAACCGUCAGCUAUGGGUUAAGCGUGACUCGUUGCCCUUGAGCGCGGGUCCUCCUGUCAUAUCUGUCUUUGUGUUUACUUACAUCAUCAGUGUCUGCACUCCUCUCAGGACUCCCUGUUCCUCUUUGAACCGCACACUGAACUUACACAAGGGAAGUUUCAUGCAGGCAGAUUUUCCAGCCACAUGAAAGCUCUGAGUUCAUGAAUGGCAGUCAUGCAAAGUGCGGUCAUCAAAAAGAGUACGUGUUCAGGAAACUGUCUGACUCAACCGGCUCAAAUCAGCCGUGUUAUUUUUAACAGUAUUUUACACUACGACCUUUGAUCAACUCAAAUAAUUUCUGACUGAUAACAUUUUUCACAACAUUACUUUGUGUUAUGGAAUCAGGAGUUUGUUCAAUCAUGAGACACAAGAAGACCCCCGAGUCAUCUUUCAUUCGCUCUGUCACAUCUCUUUUAUUUUUACUACUUUCUCACUGUGUGCUCCUUUAGGGUUCAUCAUUCACAGAGUGUUACUUAAGCUUGUGUUAGGGUUCAUUUUCAGUCUGUAUUAAUUUGACUUUUAAAAAGAGAUGCACUGAUCCAUUUUCUUCCAUCCCAAUCCGAUACGAUACCUGGGCUGAGCGUGUCGGCCGAUAUCUGAUACCGAUCCAAUACUACUGUUGAAUGAAUGAACUGUAUACCUCGCCCUGUGAGUGAAGGAAUCAGGCUUGACAUUAGUCUUGUUAAAAAAAGCUAACAAAUUAACACAGAUAUAAACUUACACAGAGCAAAAAGAAGUUAGACUUCCAUGUAUUACAAGAAAAAUUAAUUAAAAGAAAAAAAGACUGGAUAAGAAUGCUGGAUCGGCGUCAUUCAUCAGGUAUCUGAUCAAGUUAAUUUGUCAAUAUUGGAGCUUAUAUCGUAUCGGUGCAUCCCUACUUUUAAUCCAGAGCACUUAUACUCACAGAAAUCCUCUUCUCUCUCAAAUAAAGACGGUAAAAACACUGAAGCUGUUUCUAGAGCGUCACCACAGUGACCAAGACUGAUCAUCUAUCUUAAAAAAACAAGAGUAAAAGUGAAAAUUACUGAACUUUGAACAAUUACAGAGAGAGUAACGUCUGUCUGACAGACUCAGCACGUCUCGCAGGUUAAACAUCAGUCUCAUUUCCAUGGUAACGAGGGUGUGGCUCCUGAAUUAAUUGGAUUCUGAUUGAAAAGGUUUAAUCCAGCUCAGUCAGCUCUUUAGUUUCCUUUAAUUCAGUAUUGAUUAGUUUGGAAUAUUCUACUUAAAGCCAGUUCUGCUUCAGUUAGAAAGAGCAGAACUGAUGCUGAUAAUUUCACUUUACGCAUCUUGAACACGGUCUUCUUGCUUUUGUCCAGCUGUCCCUGUCUGUAGGGUUUACUCUUGGAUAAGAAGCUCUACGUUUGGCCUGUUUUUGUUUUGAAGCAGCAUCUCAUUGGUCAGAGAGCAGUAUGGCAAGAAUGAGGGAAAAACGUCAAUAAAGAUAAUUGUCUGGAUUUUAUAAAUAGAUAUUUAAUGACUUAAAUUAGGAAAAAAAACUUGAAGCAGACCCGCCUUAGUUACUGUAAAUAAUGUUGUCGGAGCAAAUAGACAUUUAUAAUUUGAAAAAAUUUAGAAUCUUACAGUCAGAUAAAUAUGUUUAUCCAGUGUUGAUUAAAAAUAGUGUAACAUUUCAUCCAAACAAAGGCAAAUAUACUCAGCAGCAUCGCCUGUAUUCAGAUGACCUUUGUGUCAGACUUGUCAUUUUUAUGUUUAGUUGUGUGAUUGAAGGAAAGUGAGACUCAGUUUGUGGACAAGAUUCAGGAUUCAUCCCCCUGUUCAGGCUCAGCGUCAGUCCUGGUUCAGGAUCUGGUUGGUCUGUGACUGUGUGUGUCUCGUUGUGUCUGUGUGUCAGUCAGUGAAGGAGGCAGCAGGCGUGAGGAUGGAGGUGCUGCUGGUCUUUAAAGACGUUACAUAACAAGCUAAUCUGAGUCCAGGCUUCUUCUCACAGGCUCAGACUCUUCAUCUGUUUCUGCGAGUGUGUGUAUGUGUGUGUGUGUGUGUUUAUGUGUGCGAUCCCAGAGCAGACAACAAUACACACACACAGACUGGAAAAUACAGUGUUAUAGUAGAAUAAUUACCUCUAUCAGGUUUCACUGCACUCACACAUACACAGUUAUGCAGGCUAAGUUCACUGUGCCCACUGUGUCUGACUUGUUCCCCGCUCGGUCCUGCAGCUCUCGCUGAACUCUGGCUGCUUUCUGUGUCAGUAAAGGGUUAAUGUAAGAAAUCACGGCUGAGUGACUGUUCACUCUCUCAGCCUAUUAGCUUCAAUUCACUUACAUAACUGCAGCGCUCUCUGUCAGCCUCGCUGUUUGAAAGAGAAACCCACUGAGAAAAUCUCGAUUCAUAAAAUCCCAGACAGAUAAAAAUAACACACGAAGUGAAAAAGUAAAAUCAUUUUUGCGUUAAUGAUCCACAGCCUAACCCGCUUCUUUUCUUUUUCUUUCUUUCUUUCCAGGCAAGCCUCGAAGUGUGGGGGGUUCUGAGCGCGUGCAGCUCUCCGGGGUGUUCAACGUGCGGAAAGGGAAGCUGGCGCUGCCGGUGAACCGCUGGUCGAAGCGUCAGGUCACUCUGAGUGGAACCUGCCUCAUUGUCUCGUCUGUGAAACACGCCCACACCGGCAAGAUGCACAUCCUCCCGCUCAUCGGAGGAAAGGUAUCCCCAGCAGAGAUUUUCCAUCACCGCAGAUAAAGAGAGAUUUGUUGAACCAGUUAUCUGCUCGCUAUCUUGUUCAAGUGAGCCGUCAGUUUAUCAGAGGACAAGAAGUUUCGGAAACACGAGUCACAGUUUCACAGAGAAUAUCAUGUUCCGAUCUUUAAGGUUUGACAAAAUCAACCAAAGGCAAAGUAAAAGUAGAACUUGAGGUCAUGUUUCCUGCAGCCAGAGGACUCUGAGACAAUAUUUGUCCAAACUGAAAAAAGAUCGCUUAUUAUCGUAUCAUCAUCAUUUGUAUAGAGUUGAACUGUGGUGAAUUUACUAUGCAGGGCUCGACAGUGCGACCGUUUUAUUUGCGACUAAAAAUAGACGUGUGCAAAUUGUAAAAUGUAUUUAGGGGCACAUGUGAGCGUAAAAAAAUCAGCUGUGGUGACAAAUGGUUUUUUUUCAUGUAAAUACUGCAGUGAAGUUAGUUUUAGUUUGGAUAUUCGACGGUAGGCCUGGGUGAUUUGGCAAAAAAAAAAAAUUACGAUAUAUUUUGUGAUUUUUUCCGAUCUCGAUUAUUAUCAUGAUUUUUUUUUUAAACUGCCAGUUUUAAAACAUCUGUACUAAAAACUAAAGAACUUAGGAGUCCAUGUGCUGCUUGUGAAAAAAGUUAGAGUCAAGCCCUGCUGUGACAUUAUAGGAGAUAUAAGAGCCAAGAGAAGGCUGACUUAGCAAUAGGAAGAGCUCUAGAGUUGUGUCUGUGUCCAAAAUAAAGAUAAAGGAACGAUCAGUGUUUUUAUAGUGAAUGACUUUCCAUCAGCUGAUUGUCUGACAGCCUGCGGCUCCAUUCAGAGAAAUGCGUUUGUAUUUAGAAACAGUUUUGUAAAGUGAAGGUUUAGAGAUUAACGACGGUCUCCAUGCAGACGUUUUAGAUAUAAUCUGGAUUCAGGCUGCGUGCCGAAAUUUUUUACCCUUCAUGGACAUCGAAAACAUGGUCUGAUCUGUAGUCAGUCCAAGACCGAAGAAAGAUGAACGUCUGCACUCUCGUAUAAAGAGUCUCUGUUGACACCUGCACAAAUAACGACACAGAGAGUGUAAAAGAAAAAAGGCUCUGCAGUGAUUAAAGUGUCUGUAUAAAAAUGAGGCAUGUCUUUAGGAGAAGUACUGAGUUUUUCAGAGAGAGUGAUCGGUGUGGACGUAGCUGCAGGGAUCAGACAAAGAUCCUGGACGUCUCUGACCCUGCGGCUAAAAUAAAAGAGCUGAAACACACAACUCCCCCGACUGAAGAGAAGAUACUUCAUGACAAACUUAAAGGUCGCCAACGAAAGAGCGAUGUCUUUUUUUUAAGAGCAGACCUCCACCUGUCAGGGCGACUUAGUGGCUCAGGUUUUCCUAAAGAUGAAUUUAACUAAAGCUCGUCCUCUGAUGCAGGUGGAGGAGGUGAAGAGACACAGCCACUGUCUUGCUCUGAGCUCGGCUGGUCCUCAGAGUCAGACCUACUACAUCAGCUACGACUCGUACACAGAGCACCUGCGCUGGCACAGGACCGCCUCCAAGGUACCUGCAGGGUUCUCUGAGUUCACCUCAGUCCACUGUUUAUCUCUCUUUGCAUCCAUAGUUGUAUUUCUGUUGUGACAUAAACUGGAGGCUGAUUUAUCGUGAGCUCUUGUUUCACUCAUCCCGGUGUGUCAUGUCCGUCCCUCUCUCUCUCUCUCUUUCCCGGUCAGGUGGCGUCCCAGAGGGUGAACUCAGUCGACCUGUCUUUCUGCAGCCUGGAGGAGCUGCCUGCUCAGCUCUUUUACAGCCAGGACCUCACGCACCUCAAUCUGAAAAACAACUUCAUGUCCCUGCACAGAGGGGUUCCAGCGCUCACCAGGUGAGUUUCUGAGAAUCUCCUCCAACCAGGGCGCUCAUGAACAAGGGCGCAGUAAGGAGGAGGAGGAGGAGCUGACGGAUGAGACGCUCCAUUUUCCUCUUUGUUAUCCUCUCUAUUUUGGAUGUGGAACAUCCCUCUUGGUGGUUUUUCGCUAUCUUGGGGAGCUACCAUAUGGUGUAAAGCGGAAGCAGCUUAGAUCAAAUUGCAGAUGACGUGAGUGUGUGUGUGUGGGCAGCCUCGUGGUUUUGAUGAUUAAAAGAGAGCUCCAGAGCUGCUGACAGAUUUGACGGCCUCUGGAACAGAAAGGUUUGUUCUGGAUUCACAGAUCAGCCCGUCCGACCUCCUGCUGACGUCACUGUGAGUCAGUCAUUUCCAUUUAUCAGUGAUGUUGAGACAAGCGUCUUUAAAUCGACCCUUCAGUCUUUUCAAAAGUGAAAUUAUUAUAGCGACACACAGACAUACGGCCGGCUGUUUUCUACUCCGGUCUCAUAUCCGGCGUCACGAGGAGGACCAUCUGUUCGGAGAGCGUGCACGCAGCCUCUGACCUUUCACCUUUGUAUGGAGCACAUUUAAAGGUGGGGUAGAUUUGAGGAAGCGCCAGUUUUUGGGAGAAAUCUUGAAUGUAAACUCUACCCCUCCCAACCAGUUUUCCCCUCAGCUCCUCCUCAAGCCCCGCCCACAAACAGACGCUCCCGCUCGCUCGUAUCGUUCCAAUUAAAUUCAGAUAUAAUGCAGAUAAAUCCUUCAGAUCAUUACAAAUGGGGCCCAGUCAAGGUGAAAGUCAAAAGCAUUGGUGCUACUGUAGAUGCCAACAGACUACCAGCAAACACAAUGUUUGCAGGACUUCUACAACUAGGAUAAAGUGACAUAGUCCAGGACCCGAGGGAGGACAGUUUAGCGAUGGCGCUACAACACGCUACAACAGGUCCUGUUUGACAAGAAACACUUCUGUUACAGACACUUGUCUUACUUUGUUAAAGCGGUUUACCUGUCCAGCAGAAAGGUUACAGGGUCACCAAGAUCCCCAAGCGUCCCCCAUGGUUUAUGUUGACCCGGCUUUUUAGCUCUUGUCCGGUCUACCUCCGUUUUAAGCGCCCGUUAUUCCUCCAGAGUCUCCGGUAUUUACUUUGUUUUCUUGCUUGUGUCGGCAGUCGUGGCCAAAGGAGGAUUCAGACAAUUUUCCGAACUUUCUGGUUGGUUUCUACUGUCCGAUAUUGUAGCACGCUAACUUUGUUUGGGCUCGUGAACGACACGGGGGAGCAGCGUCUGCCUCACAACCAAUCAGGUCGGGGGAGGUGGAGAACGGCUUUGUUUACAGUCAGAAAGAGCGGGCCCCUAAAAAAUGUUCAAAUGUUGACGACACAGACAGAAGAGAACACAGAGAUAUCGUUAUAUUACCAAAUGUCAUCAAUAACUAAUAACUAUUGACUGAUAUUAGAAGAUUUUUUGUUUAAACACCACAAAAAAGCUGCUACUUUAACAGAUUCCUGCCUUCUCCACCUUUAAUGAAGCUUCCCUCCAAAGUAUCAGCAACAAGAUCACAGGUCCAGUUUAUUACUUUGGCAACAAGCUUUGCCGUCCAUGAAAUGCUAACUGCUAGCUGCUAACCAUGUUUGUGGUGUGACAGUUGUAGCCUCAGACUCUCCUGAAGCGUCUCACCUGGACCCUCAUACCCCCUUUCAGCUGAGAGUCAGUUCACACACACAGUUCCACGGUCACAUACACUGAUGGAUCGGUCUCAUUCAUCGAUUGCAUUCACAGCCAUUGUUCCUCGUAAACACACACUUCCCCGUCGCUGCGUUGAGGAAUGUGUUUUCCCCCCGUCCUGCGCCUGAGACUUUCCCCUCGGAAGGACGUGUGUCCGGCACAGCCUUAGACCCUGAACCCUCGGUGAACUGGAUUACACACAGACGCACAACAGGAGAAACACACUCCCAGGUUCUUACCUGCUCCACAUGCUUCAUUGUUAUUGUAAAAACCUCUCACUUUAAUGAACACGUGGACUCUUAAGUGUUUUGGCCUUCAGACCUGCUGGAUUUCCUCUCCUCCAGUUCUCUGUGUUCUUGACACCGCUGUUAUGUAAUAACUGAAAAAAAAAAAAAAGGUUUUUGUCUUUAGAUUUGUUUUUCUGCCUCCUCCACACCCUCAGGAUAUCUCAUGUUGUCAGAGUGCGCAUACCCCGCUCCCCGCUCCUCUAAACCUAAUAUCUCAGGAAAGUCUGGAGGCCGUGUUUUCGUCUUGGCACAAACGUCCACUCAAGCUGCAGGAAGAGCUAAUCAGAUUCUCCGAGCCGGAGCUCACUGUGGCGCUCCAAUAAAGCAUUAGAGAGCAUAAAUCAAUAAAAGUCGCAGAUUUAAUUUUCACAACAUGUCAAACAGGAUCAUUUUCAGGAGGAGUGACAUUCCUGUUUCGCUCUUUAGUGCUUUAUAUUUAAAGAAAAAGGAUUUACAGGGAAACAGAAGGACGUGUGAUCUGUGAACUCUCACUAAUGCGCUUGUUUUUCUAAAAUAGUGAUGAAUAUUUCUGACAGAGUAGCCCCCCUCCUGUUGUAGCCACAGUUAAUGGAUGUGAACUUCAGCUUCACUGGUGGUUGGAGGCAAAUAGCUCAAAGAAGAGAAAUGAAUAUCUCUGUUUCUGUGUCUGUCUUUCUUUCCCUCCCUCUCUGUCGUCUCCCUGCCUCUCUGCCUCUCUCUAGGUUUUGUAAGCUGAGAAGUCUCAGUCUGUCAAAUAACGCUCUGUCAGAGUUUCCUCUGGCCUUAUGUGACAUCCCCUCGCUAACGGAGCUCAACUUGUCUGGAAACCGUCUCUCCUCUCUGCCCGCAGACGUCGGAUCCAUGCACAAGUAAGUGCUCCGGCAGAGUGAGCGCCCCUGUGGGCCCCGCGGCUAUUAAUGAACGUCCUGAUGAUAAUUAGCGUGGUAUUUGCCUCGGAGCGUGAUGUCUCCUCAGCGACCUCCGGCACUUUGCAGACAGAGACAUCAGACAGGGGUUGUUGUCAUUGUUGGUCCAUCGGGGCAGAUGAAUUCCUCUUUAGUGGUGGACCGGUCCUGGUCCUGAUCCUGGUCCUGGUCCUGACAGUGCAGAGAGUUUGUUCAGGUGAUCAGAGUGCAGAGUCACGCUGCUGCUGCCUCUGCAUGAAGAGGCGAUCCGGGGACAAUAAGCCCUCAGCUCUCAUAUCCAAAUCUGUGUGUGUGUGUACUCUGCAGACGAGCUCUUCCAAACACAGUUUGAUGUUCUCAGUGUAGUUAGAGUGAAGAGUUUAUUUUAGAGGUGACUCUGUCUAAACUGACUCUCUUGUCUUGUGUCAGCCUGCAGACGCUCCUCCUGGACGGGAACUUCCUCAGCUCUCUGCCCCUGGAGCUGGGCUCUCUGGACGGCCUGACCUACCUCGGCCUGUCCUUCAACUGUUUCUACUGCGUCCCCUCUGUCCUGGAGAAACUCAAAGGCAUGGAGAGACUCUGCCUGGCAGGGAACCAGCUCUCUGUCCUGGAUAUGGCCGGGCUGCAGUGGCUGCCCGCUCGCUACAUCGAUCUCAGGUACAUGAAUCCACACGAGCAGUGACACCACACCGGAACAAAGAUGAACUUUGUCAUUCCCAGCUGGUUCCGCCUUUUGGUCCACACCACUAGAUACUUGAUUUCAAUUUAGGCUGUUAAAACCUUCAGCCAAAACCAUAAAUGUUCAUCCAAGAAGCGAGCGUUUGUCAAACUGAGAGGACAUUUAUCACAGCUCUUUAUCCUCUUUUCACCCUCUGACCCGAUGUCCCCGUUUCGUUUUGUUCAGGCUGAACCGGCUUCAGAACCUGACUGUGGGAGACUCAGAACAGCUGGCUCACGUUGCCCAUCUGGACCUGAGGGACACGGGUCUGCAGGAGCUGGACGUCCGGUCUCUCUGCAGGCUGGAGCUCCUCCGCUGCGACAGAAACAGCCUCUCCCUCCUCAGAGUCUGCGGCCACGCUCUCAAGAGUCUGCACGCCGCACGCAACGGUACAGACCCGUGAAACACAGAUUAAAGUGGUGAAGUCUGAGGCUCUGUUGGCGCCGUUAGAGAGACUGAUGCAUCAUGUUGUGUUUGUAGAGCUGACGCUGUUGGAGGUGCAGCCGGUGCCGGAGAACCUGACAGUUCUGGAUCUGUCCUGGUAGGAACACUUGACUUCUUCUCUGCUGUUUGGAAAAUGAACCGAUGAUCUGAUCUCUGUUCUCACACUGACUGUCCCUCUCCUCUACAGGAACCAGCUGGGAUCUGUUCCUGACUGGGUUUGUGAGAGCAGCAGGCUGGAGGUGAUGGACAUCAGCCACAACUCUGUCACAGAUCUCCCCAUUCAGUAAGAGUCACACAAAUACCUUUUAAUCCUUGGCAUGGUGAGACGUCUGAGAACCACGCCGCUGAGGUGGCGUUUUUGAGGAUUUUAAUUUCCUCAAAUCGCCGUCGACUAACGCACAAAUCCAGAGAGAAGUUAGUGUGAAAGAGAAGAUGACAGAAUUUCAGAGAAGUACAUGUUAAUCUGUAAUAACAUUGCAUAAAAAUGUACAUUAUCCAUGGGCAGGAGGUGUUAAAUAUUAAGAAUAGCGACUAAGAUGAUCGUAAACUACUCGGCUCCAACACUGAGCUGUCAAGUGACCUGAAACUGUACGAUCAGAUUAUGAAAUCCUAUUUUUUCUUUCUUUGCCUCUAAACAGACAUUAGCUCUGUGUCGACCUCGGUGUAACAUUCACGUCUUUUCUUGAAUACUGAAAGAAAACCACAGAGUGAAGUUCUGUGAAAUCUAAGAUUGUUUUUAACUUCAGCAGAUUAAUUUUAUAUUUAACUCUCUUGAAGGAUUUGAGUUUUUGCUUUCCUCUCAUUUGUCUGCAUGCUCACAACCUCAACAUUUAACUGAGAAAAGAGACGAAAAACAGGUUUGAACCUCGCAGUCGUUUCAAGUUGAAGCUCUUCAGGUAGAAUCAGUCAAGGAUAUUAGAGAUCGGAGUUGUAAAGGUUUGAAUGUGCUUGUUUAGGUUCGAGAGGCAUUAAGGUUUAAUUUUCUGCUGUUAACAUUAUUCUUCAUGUACAGAGGAGGGUAAUAGUGCUCAUGAAUGUUUAAACUGAUGUAUUAUUACCCAUCAUGUUGCAUAAGGUUUCACUGGUACCUUUAGCAACAACACGCCCACAUGGAUGUUGUGGUUUGUGAACAGAUUUUUUGACAAGAAGAAUCAAUAAUUAUAAAAAUUGUCUGAAAUGUGAUUUUCUGUUGAACUCUUCUGAGUCCAGAGUGACAGUAAACAUAAACAGAGACUGAGCUGUCUGUGGUGUCUGUGGUGUCUGUGUGCCGUAGGCUGCUGUCCAGUGGGAGUCUUAGAAAACUGCUGGCGGGUUGGAACAAAGUGAGUCGGCUGGCUGAGAGGGUGGAGAGGUCUCAGCUCGAGGUCUUGGACCUCCAACACAACCACCUGACCGAGCUCCCACACAACCUGUUCCUCAAAGCGCAGAGGUACUCGCAGUAACACAGCGCUCAUUUAUGACCCUUCUCUCUCUCUCUCUCUCUCUCUCUCUCUCUUCUCUCUCUUUCCAUCCCAGUUUUUUUUCCCCUCAUGACAUUCAUUCAAGUGCUAAGUUUGUCUCCUCUGUUGGGAUUUCAUGGCAGCCUGCGGUACCUAAAUGUGUCAGCCAAUAAGCUGGAGAACCUCCCUGCAGCCAGCCUAUCAGAGGACAGCUUCAGCAGCCUGGAGGAGCUCUAUGUGACCAACAACAGCCUGACAGACAAGUGUGUCCCUCUGCUGACCGGACACGGACACCUCAGGGUGCUCCACCUCGCCUACAACCAGCUGCAGACCUUCACUGCCAGGUACAACAUGAAACUGUGUGUGACAUUUUCAGAUGAAUUAUGCUGUUUUCAGUUCUCCUCUGUCGAUACUUGGGUUUUUUUUUGUUGCCUCUGAGGUUUUAAAGUUUGAGAAAAUCGCUGCAGUAGUUUGCCUUAAAGGGUAGCAGGGUUACAGGCUGAACAGGCUGCAUCAGUUUGCCCGUCGGUGACAGCUCUUGAUCAAAGUCCCCGAAAACGUCGUGUUUUUACUGCUGACAGGCUCAAGGUUGUUAUUCUGAGCGUCUGACGACAGUACAGUCCAGAUCUCUGACACAGAUAGAAACCUUUUUUUUUUGUUAAAGUGAGAUGCUCUUCUGCUAACCUCAAACAGCUGCUGCAGUCUCCUAACCCUCAGCCACCAGACUCCAUGAACAAAACUGCUCAUUUUAGCCAGCAGACCUCAGACGCUGUCCCACAAUAACAGAAGAAAACGAUCUUUUUCAGCACAGUCAUGUCAAAGCCAACCCUGGAUUCAAAACAAAGUGAAAUAUUUCAGCAGGUUUUGCAGCUUCUGGCCAAAUUAGGAACAACUACAGAAAUGUGUGACCUGUUUAUAGGGAAAUAAGAGAGAGUGAAGGAUUGGAGUCUGCUCAGGAUUGCUCAAAUUGUAGUGUUGUCACUUUGUACUCACACAGGGAUGCAUCUAAACGUGUUUCCACCCAGGUUUUAGAAGUUUCCCUUAAAGUCCCCUCCUCUAAACUUCCUCUGAACUGUUAACCAAUCAGCACAGGGAAAAAAAUGUGAUUUUCUCUAGUUUACUACAAACUAGAGCAUGACACAGGGGCGGAUUUUCACUCCACUACCGUCCCACUCCCAGAGAAAAAAUCCCAUCCCGUCCCAAUCCCAAUUCAAAACUGAUCCUGUCCUGUCCCACUCCCGUAGAAUGACUCCCACUCCCGCUCCCACUCAAAAUUACUCCCACUUCUGUUCCGCUCCCGUUUGAGUAAAACCAACCGAGUGGCAGCUGAGUCGGAGCGCAGCACACAUAAUUUUCAUUUCUUUGUUUGUUUUUUUUCACUCCUGGUGGUAUCAGGAAGUCAAACCACUGUUGUAGUUCUUUUGUGUUGCUAGCGCGGUCAAGAGUGUUGGCUCUCACUGAGAGAUGACUACAAAAAUGGACGCAUCUGUUCUGAAAAUGAUCAUCUAUGAAUGUUGUUCCCGCUCCCGUCCCGUCCCGAUCACAGGAUUAAUUAAAAAAUGACUCCCAUCCCGUGGGAAUCACGUGACCCACGGGAAUUCCCCAAAAUGUCAUCCUCUACUACAGACAUGACUCUGAGGGUUUAUCACACAAAAGAAUUAAUGUUUGAGAAAAUGUGAGGCCCUUUCAUGGAGUGUGAGGACAGAGAGUUGAGACCGUACUCUAUCAUAAAUCUCCUUCACUUAUUUGACUCUUAGUUAAUCUUGUGGAGUGAAGUUGAGAACCUCAGUAAACAGAAAUCAGAAUCCGGUUCAGGUCUCAGCAGAAAUGAGUUUGGUUCUGGUGAGUGGAGCUCACACGUUCACCGCUGACCUCCUCUGCCUCCCGCAGUAAACUCGCCCGGCUGGAGCAGCUGGAGGAGCUGGACCUGAGCGGGAACAGACUGAGAGCCGUGCCCACCACCAUCCUCAGCUGUCAGCGCAUGCACACGCUCUCCGCCCACUCCAACUGCAUCGGCGCCUUCCCCGAGGUCCUCCAGCUGCCUGAGAUCAAGGUUAGUCUGACGCUCAGGUCGCAUUCACUCAUGACGCUGCCGCCUUCCUCCACACGACACAUGUCAGCGUUGGCUCUCGUCCAAGUCUGGUUAUUUUAAGGUUCAAAAAUCUGCGUCAUGCUUCGCUGAUGGGGAAAAAACGCGCUCCUCUGUCUCUCCCUGUACCUCUGUGUUGGUCUUUAUUGGGUUGUGCCAGAUCAGGAAAUCCUUUGUAAUCUCCUCGUAGCUCCCUAAUCUCUGCUUUUCUCUGAACCCAAACGAUGACGAUGAUGCCGUCGUCCUGUCAGUCCUGUCGGGUGGGAAAAAAAAAAAUCUCACAUUUUUCUCUGAAUGACUGAAAUUUUAAAAAGCUCCAGAGAAUCCAGAAAAAAACGGAAUAAAACAUCCAAAAUCUGCAUUCAGACGUCAAUGAUUGAAGACUGUGGGUUGUGUAACAUGAAGAUAUCACAUGUAUGUUGUUGUCGAACCGUCACACGGCUUGUACACACGUCACCAAGUCGAGUUUAACUUGACACUUUGAAUACUCAACAGGCUAAAAGUGAUUUUUCUCACAUUUCAGUUCUCUUUAUUUAUCUUGAUGCUUCUUUAAGUGACUCUCAGACUCUCUCUCUCUCUCUCUCUCUCUCUCUCUCUGUCUUUUUCUCCGUUUCUCCUCUUCAGUGCGUCGAUCUGAGCUGCAACGAGCUGACCGAGAUCACUCUGCCAGAAACUCUUCCUCCCAAACUCCAGGAGCUGGACCUCACAGGAAACCCUCGCCUGAAUCUCGACCACAAAAGCCUGGAACUCCUAAAGUACGUACUGGAAAGACUCUGCAAUUUUUAUAAUCCAAGGGAAGCAUAUUUCGCUCCGGAAACCAAACAGCUGACUGGAUUUUUUUCUUUCCCCUCUUUUUUUCUGCAGUAAUAUCCGAUGUUUCAGGGUGGAUCCGUCUCCUUCAGCUCCGUGUGUGAGUGAGAGCCACGGGGCCCCUGCAGUCUGGAGCCACGGCUACACCGAAGCCUCUGGGGUCAAAAACAAGUCCGUCCUCAGCCGUCUCUCUUCACCGUCUUUCAGAGCGUCCUCAGAUUUCAUGAUGAAGACUCAAACUGUCCUCUAACUAACCUGUCCCUCUCGUCGUCUUCAGGUUGUGCGUGGCUGCUCUGGCGUUGGACAGCUUCUGCGGGAUUCGUGAAGCUCUUUACGGAGUUUUCGACGGCGACAGAAACGUGGAGGUGCCUUACCUGCUGCAGUGCACCAUGGGAGACGUGCUGGCAGAGGAGCUUCACAGGGGCCAGAGGCAGGAGGACUACAUGACCAACACCUUCCUCACCAUGCAAAGGUAAAAUCGGAGACGUCAAACAAUGACAGCUGAGGUCCGACGCCGUCUCUGAUGUCUCUGUUCCUCUCCCGCAGGAAGCUGGGCACAGCGGGUCAGCGGAUGGGCGGCUCUGCGGCGUUAUGUCACAUCAGACACGACCCCGUGGCGCCCGGAGAACACGGCAGCUGCUUCACCCUGAAAGCGGCCAACGUGGGCAGGUGUCAGGCCGUUCUGUGCCGCGAUGGCAGAGCUGUACAACUAACCACGACGCACACGGUCAAAGAGGAGGCGGAGUAUCAGCGAGUCAGACAACACAACGCCAUCAUCACGGAGGUAAAGCUGGUCAUGACUCAUCAAGAAACGUCCUGACGGGGGUUAACUCGGUACAGUCUCGCCUCCUCUCUCUUCAUGAAGGGAUUUCAUGUGUCGAGUUUUAUACUGGGGGUUUGGUGCCUAAAAGUAGAAUGAUGCAGAUAAGAUAUUUAAUAAAGUUGGUUUCAUCAAAUAAAAUAAGAAACCACAACAUGCAGCAAUGAAGACACUCAGACCGUCGGUUCGAACCUCAGACUCUCAGGGUUCAUGUUUACAGAGUCAAUAUAUCAACACAAUCACAGACUCUCCGCAGACAUGAAUUCAGUCUCACUGCUGUAGGAGACGAGCUGGCGUAGCCCCCUGCUGGACAUCAGAAGAAGUGCAGUUUUUUUUUUAUGUCAGGAUUUUAUUAAAUUCUCUGGAAAUGAAAAUCAAAGGAAAGAUCUGGAAAGACGCAGGUUUAGGGCAGAAGUUUAGAUUUUGAAAACAGAGGUUUUGUUAACCGGAGAGUGUGUCUGGACCGCUGAGCGUUUGUCGUCUCUGGUCUUUGGAAAUAGUUACAGCAUUCAUUGUUCAGGGCUUCACAGGGAGCGCAUGUUCUCCUAAGUUGAAAAAUUAAGGAGCACACAAAGAACUAUAGGGGCACAAUGAAAAUUAAUCAAAUAAUGUUUGUCUUGUUGGUCGUUGACAUGGAAGCUAUUGAUGAAAAUGUUCAAAAUUUGCCUUUAAAUUUAACACAAAAUUUUUUAGAGGACAAAUUAGAGAAAUAAAGAGGCGUGUCUUAUUAUCCGACCUUAGUGCUUUUAUUUGAAAUCAAUUUUAGGUCUUUUGGUCACAUGACAUAGAAGCUAUUGAAGGAAAACAGCCUUUUCUGAGAACAUCAACCGGUAAUUUAUUGACGGUCCCUUAUUUGACACCCGACGUUGACAGUGAGGGUGUCGAGUAGAUUUAACCGCACUGCUGUUGUUAUUCGUGGUCAUGGAGAGUGAGAAGACACUGGUAGAUCCUCAGUGAAUGUCCGUCAGAUAUCCAACAUUAAAUGAGAAAAAAAAACAAAAACCAAACUCUUCAUCUUCCUCUUCUUCCUUUUCCUCUUCGUCUCUUCAGGAUAACAAAGUCAGCGGCGUGACCGACUCCACCAGGAUCAUGGGGUACUCCUUCCUCUGUCCGUCUGUGACCCCCAGGCCCCACGUCUCCACGGUAACCCUCACACCACAGGACGAGUUCUUUCUCUUGGGAAGCAGGGGAUUAUGGGACAUGUUGUCUCCCGGCGAGGCGGUGGAGGCGGUCAGGAAUGUUCCGGACGCUCUGGCCGCUGCUAAGAAGCUGGUGACGUUGGCUCAGAGUUACGGCUGCUCCGACAGCCUCAGCGCCGUGGUGGUCCAGCUCAGUAUCACGGAGGACUGCUGCUGUUUCUGCGAGCCGCCUCCCCCGCCCCCCAGCCCCGGCCCCGGCGCACACACCAGCACGCACCCCUACUCAGCCAGCGCCGAUGGAGGCAUCCCGCUGCCUCCCGCCUCCUCAGGAACAGUGAGCGAGCUGAGCAGCGAGUUCAGCACGUCAGAGAUGAGCAGCGAGGUCGGAUCGACGGCGUCUUCAGAGGAGCCGCCGCCUCAGACUGAGCCUCUGACAUCACACCUGAUCCUGCCCGGGGGGCGAGCGGGUAUGAGGAGACCGCCAUGCGGUGGCGGGAACUUCCAGAGACAGUUCUCUGGAGCUCUGUCGGAUAACGGCGUCGACAGCGAAGACGAGGAGCCGAUCGCCGGCGUCUUCUCUAACGGCAGCCGUGUGGAGGUGGAAGCUGACGUCCACUGCCUGCACCGCCAUGACCCGCCAGCGCCCCAAACACACACUCAGCCACGCACACACACCCCACCUGCUGCUGCCUUACAUCACGAGCCUUCCCCCCUCCCUUUCUCCCCCUCUCCCUCCCCCGUCCCCCCCUCCUCCCCCUGCCUGGGCAGGGAGGUCCUGUCGGGGACUCUGGGCCGCCGCGCCCGUGCUAACGGCUCCGUCGCCUGCCAAGCGAGGAACCAGGAUGUUAUAGAGGAGGCGGGCGAGGCCCCGGUCAGGAAACAGGGGGGUUACUUCAACGCCCCCGCCCAGCCUGACCCCGAUGACCAGCUGAUCAUCCCGCCGGAGCUGGAGGAGGAAGUCCUGCAGAUCAUCCAGCAGCAGCAGCAGCAGGAACAGAUCCAAACACACAACCAGCAAGCACACGGCUACCAGAAACCUGCCGACUACUUCAUCACGCCGCUCUAAGGUCUGCCCCCUCCACCUCCGCUCCUCAUCCAGGAAUCCAUCUCAGUGGUUUUCAGGUUUGGAGGAUCGUGGACUCGGACUGUUAAACUGAACUGCUCCCUCCAAACCCCCUCAGAGUCUUCUGGACCAGAGACUGUUUUUGUUUUUCUUUCUUUUUUACGGUUUUUUUCUUUACGCCCCUUAAACUCAAUGCAAAUCUUGACAUGUACCUGGUUUUUACCGCCUCUUUGAUUUGGAGAAGCACUUUGACUGCUUUUUAUUGGAUUCUGAGUUUUAUGUUGAAAGGUACUUUAAGAUCUUCUGUUUUUGUUUCGUAGCAGAAGUUUGUGUCGGCUGAUGGCCUUACAGUGGGAGUGGGAGUUAGUAAGAACUGUUACACUAACUCCUAGGAGUUUAAUACUUUAAAGUGACCUAGUCACUGAAGCGUACUAAUGUUCUCUGAGAGAAAAGACGAUUAUUUCAAAAGGCUGAUGUUCCAGGGUGGUGUUGUGGGGAGUGUGCAGAGUUCACAGUGGUGCUGCAGUGGUGAGAUAAUGCUGAAAGGUCGGGGGUCAUGCAGUUGUUGCCAGCUCAAUGAAUGUUCUCAGAACAGUGUUACAGACUUCACACAAGUAAGCUACUUUUGCUAUACAAUAAAUGAAAGUUUCCAGAUAAGCACAUCAUGCUGACUCGGUCUCUUUGUGGAGGAGUGAAGGAGGAGGAGGAGACUCACGCUGAAGGAGACUUUCACUUCUUUAACUCGUUUUUUCUGUGAAGUGUUUCAAUAUUUGCAAUAUUCUGCCGUAAAAUGCCCAGGUCUGCUCUAAAACCUGCAAAAGUUCACAGUUACAUUAAAAUUGUUGUUGUGCAUCUCUUGAAAUAGAGAAAUUAGACCCCAGACGGACAGAAAGGUCCUCACAGGAGCUCUAAUCAAAGCUUAGUGUUAAGAUGCAGCUUCAUCUAUGAUCGGAGCGGGGAAUCUAGAGUUUAAAGUACUUUUAAUUUUCUGUAUGUACAGGAGGAUGAAUAUUUAGCUCCUUCAGUGCAUGUUAUCUUCUGUAAAAGGACUAAUAACCUCCUUAUAAUUCAGAACAAUGGUGAAUGAAGUUAAACGCUUGCUGGAGAUGAGUUCAGAGAAGGACCACUUUGAUUAUUUUCAUGUUAUAGCUUUAAAAUCAGUCUUUUAGUGCCUUUCUGUUUGAC